Fukomys damarensis (Damara mole-rat) is the source of this 5077-nucleotide messenger RNA. RefSeq names its product translocation associated membrane protein 2 (gene Tram2). The record is from RefSeq and is a predicted model, not a curated record. The transcript is spliced from 11 exons. Bases 49 to 1161 code for a protein of 370 amino acids. Lineage: Eukaryota; Metazoa; Chordata; Mammalia; Rodentia; Bathyergidae. Gene Ontology annotation, biological process: SRP-dependent cotranslational protein targeting to membrane, translocation; protein insertion into ER membrane. Gene Ontology annotation, cellular component: endoplasmic reticulum membrane.
GGCUGGGAGCCAGGGUGCCGGCCCCGCCGGCCGUGCGCGCCCGCUGCCAUGGCUUUCCGCAGGAGGACGAAAAGUUACCCGCUCUUCAGCCAGGAGUUCGUCAUCCACAACCAUGCGGACAUCGGCUUCUGCCUAGUGCUGUGCGUCCUCAUCGGGCUUAUGUUCGAGGUCACAGCCAAGACUGCCUUCCUAUUUAUUUUACCUCAGUAUAAUGUUAGCGUGCCUACAGCAGACAGUGAGAUGGUGUACUACCACUACGGCCCGAAAGACCUGGUCACAAUCUUGUUCUACAUCUUCAUCACCAUCAUCUUGCACGCUGUGGUUCAGGAGUACAUUUUAGAUAAAAUCAGCAAACGACUUCAUCUCUCCAAGGUCAAACACAGCAAGUUCAAUGAAUCUGGGCAGCUGGUCGUCUUUCAUCUCAGCUCAGUGAUAUGGUGCUUGUACGUGGUGGUGACGGAAGGAUAUUUAACGAACCCAAGAAGCCUCUGGGAAGACUAUCCACAUGUGUAUCUCUCCUUCCAGGUGAAGUUUUUCUACCUGUGCCAGCUGGCCUACUGGCUACAUGCCUUUCCUGAGCUUUACUUCCAGAAGGUACGAAAGGAGGAAAUUCCCCGCCAGCUCCAGUAUAUUUGCCUGUACCUGGUCCACAUAGCCGGAGCAUACCUCUUAAAUUUGAGCCGCCUGGGCCUCAUCCUGCUGCUGCUGCAGUACUCAACGGAGUUCCUCUUCUACUUGUCUCGACUCUUCUACUUUGCAGAUGAGAACAAUGAGAAGCUGUUUAAUGCCUGGGCUGCUGUAUUUGGGGUCACGCGCCUCUUCAUCCUCACGCUUGCCGUGCUGGCCAUCGGCUUUGGACUGGCUCGCACAGAAAACCAGGCAUUUGACCCUGAGAAAGGGAGCUUCAACACCUUGCUUUGCAGGCUCUGCAUGCUGCUGCUGGUGUGCGCUGCCCAGGCCUGGCUUAUGUGGCGCUUCAUCCACUCCCAGCUGCGACACUGGCGGGAAUACUGGAACGAGCAGAAUGCCAAGCGGAGAGUCCCAGCUGUCCCCAGGCUCCCAGCCAGGCUCACCAAGAGGGAAUCUGGUUACCAUGAAAAUGGAGUGGUGAAAGCAGAGAAUGGAACCUCCCCACGGACUAAGAAACUCAAGUCUCCUUAAGGCCAAAGUGCUGAGAACAGGAAUCCUUGGUGGGGGCCUGGCCAGGAGGCAGAGCCCAGGCCCCGCACUGCCUCCUCCUUCCUCCUCGAAGCGCUCCAUCUCAGUCCGCAGGAACCUGACUUCAAAGGGGGUUUUCCUUUCAUAUUUCUUGGCUUUCUCUUCUUAUUCUUCCACAUACUUUUCUCAAUAAAGCCAAAAAUCUUUCUCUCUCACUCCCUCAAGCCACCUCGUGGCUUCACCUCUGUCCUGUGUUGGGUUUUCUGGAAGCCUAGAUUCUCAUGGUUCUUUUUCAGCUUACCUCUUCUUUCUCUUCAUUCAUGGCUGCUUCUUUUUCUUUUUAGUUCUUAAUUUUACCUUAACGUGCAGUUUUUCUGUCUGAUUUUUACAAUGGGAGGGAGCUAAGGUGCAGUCCUGCCUGUGAGUUGCAGGAGCUGUCAAUCUGGAAGCCUCACGCCAAGGAGCUUUGCCUGGGGCCAGAGGCUGGCCCGGCAGUAGUCCUUGUGUGGAGGGGCAGGAAGAGGAGAGCCCUCCUGGAUCACAACCUCCUUGGUGCUGAUUGAUGUGGAGAUGAAUGAUUCCGGUCCCUGGAGAACCAGCUGGAGACAUGGCAGCUGCUGCUGGUUGGGAAUGAUGCUGAAGCCUUUGGCUCUGGCUCCUGGGAACUCCAUCUAGAAGGACAUUGCUCAUUCUGUAGGUCUCAUGACUGAAGAGAGCUCACCAGCAGCCUUGGGCUGGAAAUGGCCUGCACUUGCUGAGGGAGUACAUGCUGAAGGAGGAUACGUCUUCCCACUUGUAGAGCAAGAGCCAAGCGUGCCAAGCAGCAGGCACUUCUGGAAAUGUAACAGACAAGACAGGAAGGACAGCACAGUCAACUUGGGCCUUUCUUCACUGGUGCCGGCAGCCAUGUGUCUUUGGCCAUUCACCAGCAUUCAAAACCAAGUCAAACAGCUGUUAGCAGACCUGCCCCAGAGGUGCUGGUCUAAAGCCUAGAACCAGCCAGCCCUGUUGGCCAGCCUUGCUACCUGGACUUCAUCUCUCCACCUGCAGAGACAUAGCCCCACACCAGUCCCCAGUGUCCCAGGGAGGGUCACCUGGUCACCUUCCCUUUGGCCUCACUUGUUGAGUGCUCUUUGGAGUUGUCAUUUGGUGAUGUGUGUCAAGCACACCCACAGUAUAGAACCAGGACUGAUUCAGUCACUUUUUGUUUGGAUGAGCAGGUGCAGCUGUGUCGACAGGAAUCUUUCGUUCCCCUCCCACCAGUAUUCUUUCCUCCCUGUCUAUGAGAAGAUGGGGCUGCCAGGUCCUUAAGGUGCUUUGUGAGGACUUCCAGCAGGGGAGGUAGGCUUCUAGAGGUCCUGAUUAAGAACCCUUGAACUCUGUGCUGAGGCAAAGGGGAGCACCGGGUGGCACAGGAAUGUUAAUGUCACCGGGUAUACUAGUGCUCUUGCUGACAUCAUAGUAGAAGCCAGACCUUGGGGGUUUUUAACCAAAAAAGAGGGAGAUGGAUCUUUUCAUGAGACCUCCCCUUCUCUAGGGCACCUGUAUUGCAAAGUCAGACUUACCAGUAACUGAGAGAUUUGUUUCCAGACACCAUUUUAGACUGUUACUUCUCUGCCCAGGAUAAGCAUGUAGAAUUGGGAAGAAUACACUUGGUUUCUUUCAAUUAUUUUUAGGAAGCAGGAUAGCAUUUUUGAAAGCAGGCGUCUCCUGCUUCCCUCUCUUUCCUUCUGGGCGUUAAGAGCAGCUUGGUAUGGACUCAGCAGAGUUGACCAGGGCCCCUUAGCCACGUGCUCCCUGACCUGCUUGGAACUGCUUGUGGAGGUGGGGUACAGCCAGCAGCCUCUAGGCCCACCCUCCUCCCCCAGGAGCCUAGGUGCCCUGCUGGGUUUUCCCCAGGCUGUGUCACUGUUGGGGCUGUACCAGCUCUCUUCAGGAAGCCUCUUGCCCUCUGCCCCCCAGGAGCCCUGGCCGAGCAGCUGUUAUAUGCUGGUGAUGUGCUGUGAGAGGGGAGUUCAUGGUAAUCAGAGUUGCUGCCCUCUUGGUUCUAGCAGCCCCAUUGUACAUAUAGAUCUCCAUUGCUCUGUGCCUGGAUACCUGGGUACCAGAGAUGACAUGCCUUCAUUCUCCCUCAGUCUUCUACAAGCAUCUGGUGCUACCAGUUCAUUGUGCCUUGGUGUGAUACCACAAACCCGGGGUCCGGGGUUGCCUUAGGGCCUGUUUCCUAAAGGACAAAUAUUUGCUCAGUGACAGGAGAUGGUAAAUCUUUCCUGUGUUCAAAGAAAAAACCAUGAGAACAUGAAUAAGGGUGAUAGCUCACCAGCUUGGGCUUCAGGGAUGUUUGGGUGGCUUAGAGGGUAAUUAUAGGGUACUUUCUCACCCCUGCUAGUCUCCUUGGCAUAUUUAUGUCAUAGCAAAACUAAGUCAUUAUCAAAUUGGCACCUGCCAGGCCUCAAGUCACUCAAUUCUGCUUUAUCCUGUGAGUAUUUUGGACUAGCUUGUACCACUUUUGGCAUGUUGACUACUUUCUUCAUUUUUCUGUAGUCUUUCCUAUCUCUAAACAAAGUGCCAAACCAAUUGUGAGACCCCUGUCAGAUCCCUCCUGGUUUUAGAGGCCAGCGCAGCACCAUCCACCAAGGGCAGAAGAUGCUAAUCUACCUCAGCAGUCACAGCGCCUCUCAACAUCCCUCCCUGGCACACCUGUGUGGGGACACCGGCAGAUGGCAGUGGUGGGAGAGCUUGGCCUUUAGAGGAAGGAGCACUUCCUAGGGUUGAUUCCCCUCUUGGAGUUCAGUGAUGGGAAGGUUAUUUUUAGCACUCAGGCUAUGAUAGUUAUACUAUUAAUAAUUCUGCAUUCCUCUUGAAGGUAGGGUGGCUCUGGGGGAAAGGGGAUCAGUCCUAGCCCUGAGUUCUCCUGGGCUACCUGACAUAAAUGGUUGCUGAGAGGGUUGCCUAUUCCUGUCUCAAAGCAGAACCUAGCAACUCCUAGGAAACCAGGUUAGACACCUGUGCUCUGGCCUCCUUUAUCCAUGCUUUUCUCAGCUAGAAUCCUGGGACUCUUGAGAGCCACUGACACCAGGGACUUCUAAGGUUGUGCUUCUAGGUUUUCUUUUGGGACCUCCUUCGUAAGUCCACCUUGACCUUUUUUCUAAGUGGCAAAUAAGUAGGAACAGAGAGUAUGUGACCUCCAGAAAUUCCAUCAUCAUACUGUUUCACAGAUGCUUUUAUUAAUAGAGGAUUGUUGGUCCCCUGUGGCUGGGGAAGGCCUUUGGGUUUAUUUUCUAUGCUUCAGCUUUCCCAGUUGGUUUUGCUGAGGUGGGAGAAGACAUGGGAGUCUGGAUAUAGCUAACUUCCCUUGCCUGCCUACGAGCCUUCAUGUCUCAAGGGGGACAGACUUUAGAACUUAGCCUCCUGUUCUUGCUGGAGAGUAUGGAAAACCAGCUGGGUAGUCUUUCACCCCCACUGCCUCCCAAGUUUACAACCCCUUUCUUUGUGAGAGGCCUUUGGGGUUAAUGGAGAAUGAGGUCAUUGUUGGUUCACUUAAGUACCAAUAGGAUCCCUCUUCAGCCAGUGGUUGGCCCUGUCUGGGAGCCUUUGUAGCCUUUCACCCUACACCCUGAUUCCUGCAUGAGGGUUACCUUCCAUGUCCCAGGAGACUGAUAAGCGCCCCGCUCUGCUGCUGCACCUCCCACCCCUCACUGUACAGAGGUUGCCCAUCACAGCCACGGGACAGUGGGACCCAUGGGCUGUCAUUUCAUGCUCGGGGCUUCUGUCCUGGUCCUGACCAAAUCCUGAUUCCUUUUGUAUCGCAAGUGCCUUACAUUUCUGUGUGCCUUCAUCUGUAUUAUGUGGCCAGCUGCCAGCUGCUGGGCCUAUAGGACUGAUGGGUACAUGUAGCCACAGACACUACCUCAAGAGG